AUGCUAGAAGGCUUGUUUCAGCAAAUAGACAAAACACCACAAGAAAUGAAACUUCCUCCAUUUCUCAAGAAUUUCAAAAACCCUUGCUGGAUUGAGAGAAAUAUCAAUGACACAAAUACACGUAUUAGAUGUUUGCCAUACUUUUAUCUCGUAGGAAUGCCAAAGUGCGGUACAUCGGACUUUUACAAAAGAAUAACACAACACCCGUCAAUUUCAAAUAAAUCUCGUAAAGAGACACACUGGUUUUCUAGGAGAGGAUUUAGUAGAAAUGGAAAGUAUAAAUCAUUAACAAAUUAUCUUCAACUUUACGACCACAUAGUAACAGAAGACGUUUUAAAAUCAAAACAGACGAAUGGGCGCCACAGUGGAAUUUUUGGUGAUUUUAGUGGUACGUAUUGGGACAGCAACAAAUUGUUAAUGAACUGGAAUGAUAAAAAUGGGAAAGAAGCAAUUCCUCCGUUUACUAUUUCUGAUGUCAUACACAAAUUGAAUCCUGCCACAAAGAUAUUAUUCUUGUUAAGGAAUCCAGUUAAAAGAAUUUAUUCUGACUACUUAUAUUUUGGAAAAGGGAAAAAAGAUGCUAACGAUUUCCAUGCAAAAAUAAAAGCCGCUAUACAGAGACAUUGGGGAAACAUCAACACAAAAAUGUAUGCACUAGUUGGUCAGAUGUUACCUGAGACAAAAACGCUUCUAUCAGAUUUUUACAGGAAACAUAAUGAGAAUCUAAGUAAGCUGCUUGGUGAAAAUAUGACAUACGAUUAA
Molecule: messenger RNA, 762 nt
Organism: Ruditapes philippinarum (Manila clam)
Lineage: Eukaryota; Metazoa; Mollusca; Bivalvia; Venerida; Veneridae
Product: carbohydrate sulfotransferase 15-like
Exons: 6
Coding region: 1-762 (253 amino acids)
Biological process (GO): hexose biosynthetic process
Molecular function (GO): N-acetylgalactosamine 4-sulfate 6-O-sulfotransferase activity
Source: RefSeq, a predicted model, not a curated record